AAAAACGUGCCGGACACCCCUGGGGGCUGGGCUUGGUGGCCUUUCCGCAAAUCGUCCCUGUAGUGCACGUCCACUCCGCGGCCCGGCACUGUGGGCUGCGCUGCCCACCAUGCAGACUCUCCGGGCCGGCCUGGCUCUGGCCCUGGGCGCGGGGCUGGGCGCGGCGGCGGAGCGCUGGUGGCGGCGGCGGGCGGACGCGCGGGCGGCGCCGGGGCUGCUGAGCCGGCUGCCGGUGCUGCCCGUGGCGGCGGCGGCGUCCCUGCCCGCCCUGCCCGGGGCCCCGGCCGGCGGCGGCGGCCCCGGCGAGCUGGCCAAGUACGGGCUGCCCGGCCUGGCCCAGCUCAAGAGCCGCGAGUCGUACGUGCUGUGCUACGACCCCCGCACCCGCGGCGCCCUCUGGGUGGUGGAGCAGCUGCGGCCCGAGCGGCUCCGCGGCGACGGCGACCGCCGCUCCUGCGACUUCCACGAGGACGACUCGGUGCACGCGUACCACCGCGCCACCAACGCCGACUACCGCGGCAGCGGCUUCGACCGCGGCCACCUAGCCGCCGCGGCCAACCACCGCUGGAGCCAGAAGGCCAUGGACGACACCUUCUACCUGAGCAACGUCGCGCCCCAGGUGCCCCACCUCAACCAGAAUGCCUGGAACAACCUGGAAAAGUACAGCCGCAGUCUGACUCGCACCUACCAAAACGUCUAUGUCUGCACCGGACCUCUCUUCCUGCCCAGGACAGAGGCUGACGGGAAGUCCUACGUGAAGUACCAGGUCAUCGGCAAGAACCAUGUGGCAGUGCCCACACACUUCUUCAAGGUGCUGAUAUUGGAAGCAGCAGGGGGACAAAUUGAACUUCGCUCCUAUGUGAUGCCCAAUGCACCUGUGGAUGAAGCAACCCCGCUGGAGCGCUUCCUGGUGCCCAUCGAGAGCAUCGAGCGAGCCUCUGGACUGCUCUUCGUGCCAAACAUCCUGGCACGGUCAGGCAGCCUCAAAGCCAUCACUGCAGGCAGCAAGUAAGGGCAGCAGGCUAUUUUUGAAGAUAAGUCUUAACUAUGACUGUCCAGGAUUCCCACCUCUGUCUGGGUCAAGACUCCUCUGAUGUCCUGGGCCUGGCAGAGCCUUCAGCUGGGUUGGGUACCUGCCUGGAUGAGUUUGGGCUGCAAGGCAGCCAAGGAGAUGAGGAUGGCUUCCUGGAAGAGAAAAAAGUGGAGCGGGCUGGGGCCAAGGGAGCCUGGCAGUGCCUGAGCCAGAAUCUGUGGGGCCAGCAGGGCCCAGGAGGUCAAGGGCAAGACUGUUCCUGCCAGGGAAAGGCCAUGCUUCUCUGCAGCUCCCCUGUGAAAAGGGGAGGGUCACAAAUGCCUCCUUCCCCCAAUAAAAAGCCUAGGGUGCAGUGUU
Erinaceus europaeus (western European hedgehog) is the source of this 1390-nucleotide messenger RNA. It is a transcript of the gene ENDOG, whose product is annotated as endonuclease G. The transcript has 3 exons. Gene Ontology annotation, molecular function: single-stranded DNA endonuclease activity; RNA endonuclease activity; metal ion binding. The record is from RefSeq and is a predicted model, not a curated record. NCBI's taxonomy places the organism in Eukaryota, Metazoa, Chordata, Mammalia, Eulipotyphla, Erinaceidae. Gene Ontology annotation, biological process: apoptotic DNA fragmentation. Bases 110 to 1012 code for a protein of 300 amino acids. Gene Ontology annotation, cellular component: mitochondrial inner membrane; nucleus.